CCGUUAUGCGACGUCGUUUGUGGAACGGUGUUGAAGGGCGGUUCUGAGAGCGCGCUCACUCUCCCUCCCUCCCUCACAACUGGAGAAUAAAUUGGAACCCAAAAUUCAACAACGCCGGAACCCUAAUUCCACACAACAAGAUCACGCGAACAAACACAGUCAGUCACAUUCCGAUCAUCAAAUCAUGUUCUCUAUUGCAGCUAUCAACGAUACCGAUACUAAAACCCAGUGGGAACCGCUAGCUCCCACCAAAGAAGCCCAGGAAUUUCAUCUUUCUCAAACUUAUCAUGAUGGACUUCUCAAGCUACAAGCCAAAGAUUAUGAGAAGGCUCGCGAGCUCUUGGAAUCUGUCCUUAAAGAUCCUCUUGUUGCUAAUGCUCAGGUGGAGAGCAGUGCAAGUGACGGUCAUCUGUUGCAACUCAGAUUUUUGGCUUUGAAAAACCUCGCUACUGUUUUCCUUCAGCAAGGUUCUACGCAUUAUGAGAAUGCACUGCACUGUUAUCUUCAAGCCGUGGAGAUUGACUCUAAGGAUUCUGUUGUCUGGAACCAGCUGGGAACAUUGUCGUGUUCAAUGGGCGUACUAAGUAUUUCACGUUGGGCAUUUGAGCAAGGCCUCUUGUGUAGCCCUAAUAACUGGAAUUGCAUGGAAAAGCUUUUGGAAGUUCUUAUUGCAAUUGGUGAUGAGGUUGCUUGCCUUUCUGUUGCUGAGUUGAUUUUAAGACACUGGCCAUCACAUUCUCGUGCUUUGCACGUUAAAAAUACCAUUGAAGAAUCAGAACCAUUGUCAUUUGCUCCCAAAGGGAUAGACAAAUUGGAACCUAAACAUGUGCGGCUCAAAUUCCCUGACAAGAGAAAAGCUACUAAGGAAAAUCUAGACGAGGACGUUCCGUACAAAAAGCUGAAGCAGAAUAAAGAUCUGCACCUGAAAGAAGCUUCCUGGGUGGCCCUUGCUGAUGCACUAUUGGAAACAUUAUUGCCGUUGAAUCUGCAAAGUUCUGACAUGGAUUCUGAAAAAGCAAGCUAUUCUCCGGACAUUAGGAUAAGCAUAAAGCUAACUUGCGGUUCAGAAGCUGUUAUGAACACUGUGGAAGUGAAAGGGUCUAAUAGUGAAAGUAGUGGUUUUAUUGAUGGUAAUAUAGAUCGAUCAAGUAUUCCUAAAGCGAAAGAAGCAAACAUUCAAGAAGAACAACCGCAUGAAAGACGAAGUUCUCGGCUUGAAAGGCUCCGGAGUCGUAAACCGGGGAAUGAAGAAUCUGAUUCUUGUGGCAAGGACUGUGCCAAGGUAGUCAGUCAAUAUCUAGAAUCUUUUAUUGCUGGUGGAUUGAGCGGUCGAGAUACUAUUAAUGGUGAUACCACGACACUAUCUUGUUUAGGAAAUUCUGAAUAUAAUAAUGUUUGUGCAUUUUUAAGAGAAACUUCAAACAAUUAUGGUUCCUACCAUAUGGGGCACUUGCUUCUAGAAGAGGUUGCAAGACAAGGCCUGAGAUAUCAGGAUGCUUUUGUCAAAUUUCUGGAGUUGGAAAAGUUGACUAGGCAUUGGGGAAAGGAGAGAACGGCUGAAUGUAAUAUUUUUCUUGCUGAGCUGUAUUAUGACUUUGGGUUAUGCUCCACCAAUGGUUCUAAACAAUCAGAAUUUUUAUCAGAGGCAUCUUAUCAUCUCUGUAAGAUCAUAGAGUCUGUAGCUCUUGAGUAUCCUUUUCACUUGACCCAUGCCCAGAAUGAAAGUUGUUUUCUGAUUGAUGAUUUCCAAAUGGCUAGUGGAACAUCAAUAGAUACCUCCACUGAGAGCAGUUCACAUUUAGACAGCUCACUUCUGAUGAAAAACAGUUCAUUCUGGGCUCGAUAUUUCUGGCUAAGUGGGAGAUUGUCUAUUUUUGAUGGCAACAGGGAAAAAGCUUGUGAAGAACUUUGUACUGCUUUGUCACUUUUGGCAAAGAGGGAUAAUAUGGAACAUUCUCCAGGUCCAGUCUGCCGCCCACAUUGCAAGGGUGUAAAAGAGCUAAACAUUGACAGAGUUCGUUACGAAAUUAACAUAUUAAAGGUCAAUUUCUUGAUGGAAAAGUCUGUCAUUAAGAUGAUGGAACAAGAAAAGUUUCUUGAGUGUGUAUCCCUGCUUUCUCCACUUAUGUUUUCCACACAGGAUGUCUACGUCGAUUCAUUUUCUUUAUUCUUGGCAGAUAAAAAAGAUGAAAAAAUAACUUCCGUUGAACUCAUGGCUCUAGAUAUUCUAACUGAAGCAUGUCAGAAGUCAAGGUCAAUGGAUGUAGAGAUGUACUUCAAUUGCCAUUAUAGGAAGCUGAAAAUACUUAUGGCAAUGAUGGGGUUGAAUAAAUGUGUUACGUCAUUUAAUUCUUCUGAUCAAACUCUUGGUUUAAGUGCAUCUUCCAAUUCUGGUAUUGAUUCAAAUGAAAGUUCUAACAAGCACUUUAGUCACUUGGUUGUUGAAGAAGUGAAGGCACUCUCUGACUGUAUCUCAAAAGUAAAGGAAGUUAUUGAUCAUCAGGGAGAUUCUGAUGCCCUUAUUGUUUCAACAAGCAGCAUUUGCCAUCUGCAAUCUCUACUGUUGUUAAUCAUGAGCUACUUCGCUAAUGUACUUGUCUGCAACAAAGCCUCUGCCCAAGUAAUUUCUGAUCCAGUGAAAAGCAGCUGUUUUGUUGAUGCAGCCAUUAUUUUCUGUAAACUCCAGCAUCUUAGCCCAAAUACACCUAUCAGAACUCAAGUUGAUUUAAUAGUUGCAACACAUGACUUGCUUGCUGAGUAUGGGCUUUGCUGUGUGGGUGAAGGGGGCAAAGGUGAAGAAGGAACAUUCCUUAGAUUUGCUAUAAAGCAUCUCUUGGCCUUGGAUAUGAAGCUCAAAUCCAGGUUUAACCUUCUAGAUAAAAAAUCAAUGCACUGCGAAGAAGUGCCCGAAGACGCUAUUGUUAAUUUAUCUGUUGAAGAUUUAAAAUCAAAUACAUCAGAUAUCUGGAACAAAGUUGAUGACGUCAAUUCUGUGAAAAAGGAUGUAUCUGAAGGAAUAAUGUCUGAAGGCAUUUCAUCAUGCAAAGUUCAUGAUAAAGACAGUAAGGAAGUAGAGUUUGGAAAUCAUGGAGGUUCUCAGACUGACAGUGAGUUCGUGAAGGGUGAAAAUUUGUGCAAUGACUCGAUUGAAUGUGAAAACGAACUUUCAGAAGAUGAAAGGGAUGAACUUGAGUCUAAAAUUGACAGUGCCUUAGAUCAGUGCUUUUUCUGUUUAUAUGGAUUAAAUCUAAGAUCGGAUUCAUCAUAUGAAGAUGAUAUGGUGACACACAAAAAUACAAGCCGAGGAGACUAUCAAACCAAGGAACAGUGUGCUGAUGUUUUCAAGUAUGUUCUUCCCUAUGCAAAGGCAUCUUCUAGGACUGGACUGGCCAAACUUCGUAGAGUUUUAAGAGCUAUACGGAAGCACUUUCUGCAGCCACCAGACGAUCUGUUGGAAGGAAAUCCUAUAGACAAGUUUCUGGAUGAUCCUAAUCUAUCUGAAGAAAAUCUCUCAGAGGAGGCUGGGGCUGAUGGUUUUCUUGAAACUCUAACUAAGAUCAUGUUCCCUGAUGCGGGAGGCCUUGCACAAUAUAAAACAACACUAUUGAAGAGGUCUGAGCCAUAUUUGGAGGUUUACUGUAACUUGUAUUAUUUCUUAGCUCUGUCCGAGGAAAUGAGCGCAACAGAUAAAUGGCCUGGAUUUGUGCUGACCAAGGAAGGAGAAGAAUUUGUUGAACAAAAUGCAAAGCUCUUCAAAUUCGACCUCGUAUACAAUCCGUUGCGCUUUGAAAGCUGGCAACGGCUUGGAAAUAUUUAUGAUGAGGAAGUAGAUUUAUUGCUAAAUGAUGGUAGCAAGCACAUCAAUGUGGUAGGAUGGAGGAAGAAUCCUACUUUAUCUGAGAGAGUGGAAACAAGCCGGAGGAGGAGUAGACGGUGCCUACUAAUGAGUUUAGCUUUGGCAAAGACAUCUGCUCAACAGUGUGAGAUACAUGAGCUUUUGGCAUUGGUUUAUUACGACAGCCUUCAAAGUGUAGUCCCCUUUUAUGAUCAGAGAUCUGUUUUGCCCUCAAAGGAUGCAACAUGGGUGAUGUUUUGUGAGAACUCAAUGAAACAUUUUAAGAAAGCCUUCUCAUUGAAGCAAGAUUGGUUGCAUGCAUUUUACUUGGGUAAACUCAGCGAGAAGCUUGGAUAUUCACUUGAAAUUGCAUUAUCGUACUACAACAAUGCUAUUGCUUUGAACACAUCAGCUGUUGAUCCUGUGUAUAGGAUGCAUGCCUCACGCUUGAAGCUAUUAUUUAAGUCAGGAAGACAGAAUUUGGAGAUUUUGAAGGUUCUUUCAUUAAACUCCUUUAAUCUAUCUGUAAAAGAAGCCGUUGCGAGUAUCCUUGGUGAUAUGGAUAGCUCGUUCAUAGAUACUAAGGAGGAAUGUGUUCAUGCCAAUUCUGUGGAAGCGAAGCAUGAAGGGUUGCUGAAAUUGGAUAAAGUAUGGUCCAUGCUUUACAGCGAUUGCCUUUCUGCGCUUGAAACUUGUGUAGAGGGGGAUCUCAAACAUUUUCAUAAGGCCAGAUACAUGCUGGCUCAAGGGCUGUAUAAAAGGGGUGAAAGUGGUGAUAUAGAAAGGGCAAAAGAUCAACUAUCAUUCUGCUUCAAAUCUUCACGCUCAUCAUUUACAAUAAAUAUGUGGGAAAUUGAUAGCACAGUAAAAAAGGGAAGGCGCAAGACACCUGGUUCUGCUGGGAACAAAAAAGCCCUUGAGGUUAACUUACCUGAAAGUUCUCGAAAGUUCAUUACAUGCAUUCGAAAGUAUGUGCUGUUUUAUCUCAAACUAUUGGAGGAGACGGGAGAUAGAGGUAUUCUUGAACGUGCAUAUGUUUCUCUUCGGGGAGAUAAGCGGUUUUCAUUAUGUAUGGAAGAUCUUGUUCCAGUGGCCAUUGGAAGAUAUUUAAGGGCACUGAUUUCAACUUUGUGCCAUUCUGAGACUACUGCCUCUGGGUCAGUGAGCAAUUCUGAUAAUGUGCUGGAGAGGAUGUUUGCUUUGUUCAUCGAGCAAGGGAGCUUAUGGCCCGAAAUAUACAGCUUGCCUGAAAUUGAAGGCCCAGAAACAUCAGAGACUAUCAUAUAUGGAUAUCUUCAUGAACAUAUUGUCUUGUUGGAAAAGAAUGGAAAAGUGGAAACCCUGGAAGCAAUAAAUGAGAAAAUUCGGAGACGUUUUAAGAACCCAAAGUUGUCAAAUAGUAGUUGUGCAAAAGUUUGCAGGCACGCUUCUGUUGCUUGGUGCCGAUCUCUUAUAUAUAAUCUGGCACAAAUCACUCCUUUAUCAUGUGGAUUUUCAAAUGGGAUUCAGGCCCUUAAUUUGACUGAUGGUGGGACGGAUAGUAGCCAAUUGCUCUGUAUUGAUUUGCAGCCACGUGAAUUAUGGGGUACAGCUUUUGAAGAUCCAACUCAUUUAGAAAAGAUUGAAACAAAAUGGAGUGCCAUUUUAUCUAAAGUAAAAAAUAUAAUGAUCAAGAAAGUUUCUGAUGAAAAUUUGGAAACUGCUAGCACUUUGCUCAAAGCUUGCUAUAAUUUUUACCGGGAGAGUUCUUCUGUGGUGCUGGCGUCUGGCCUCAACUUUUAUUUGAUUCCAUCCCAAUUGGUAACAGAAACACCAUUCAACCCAAGUAUGGUUGGGAUUGAAGCACUUGAUCUGAGCAUUCCAAGGAAGCUUCUCUUGUGGUCCUAUGCAUUAUUGCAUGGACGUUAUGCAAAUAUCUCGGUUGUUGUAAGGCAUUGUGAAGAAAUUUCAAAGUCGAAGAUUAAAAGAGGAAGUGGAACCUCACCUGCGUUUUCAAGCACACCUGCUUCUACCUCUACUCAUCCAGGUAGUGGCAAAAGUGGACCAAACUCUGCCGGAGGAACUGAUGUUGAUUGCACUCCAUUUUCUAGCAGUAAUAAUACCACUAACGUUGUGAAUUCCUCCAAUGAGAUUCAGAAGAAUCUCUUUGGUUCUCCCCAAUUGCAUCCAUGUACCACCAAUGAUGAUGCAGAAAGAAACAGUUUGAAGGCACAUGAAGUAGAUAAUGUCCAAGAUUGAAUUUGUCCAAAUGGGGGCGCAUUUGAUCAUUGCAGUGGCUGAUGCCAGUUGCUCCAUGUAAAGGUUCAAAAGGUAAAACAGUAGACGCUAGUUGUACAUUCUGAUGUGCACAAAAAAUGCAGUGGUUCAAUGUAAUUCGGUUAGUAAUUAAGCUAAAUGUAUAGUAUAUCAUUUCCGCUGCAUGAUAUAUGUACAUAAAUAUGUAAAAUUUGACGGAGCCAUCAUUAAUCUAGUGCUUCACAGUUAGCUGGUUAGCAGUAGUUUUAGUGAUCGCCAAAAUUAAAUUGUUCCAUUUUGACGAUAUUUCUGAUCUUUGUAGAAAAAUAUAAUUGAAGUGUGGUUAGAGCUACA
Lotus japonicus is the source of this 6424-nucleotide messenger RNA. RefSeq names its product calcineurin-binding protein 1. Gene Ontology annotation, molecular function: nucleosome binding; protein binding. The transcript has 19 exons. Lineage: Eukaryota; Viridiplantae; Streptophyta; Magnoliopsida; Fabales; Fabaceae. The record is from RefSeq and is a predicted model, not a curated record. Gene Ontology annotation, biological process: chromatin organization. Gene Ontology annotation, cellular component: nucleus. Bases 185 to 6073 code for a protein of 1962 amino acids.